This is a messenger RNA of Elephantulus edwardii (Cape elephant shrew), 1593 nucleotides long. RefSeq names its product otoconin 90 (gene OC90). Lineage: Eukaryota; Metazoa; Chordata; Mammalia; Macroscelidea; Macroscelididae. Gene Ontology annotation, cellular component: extracellular matrix. The transcript has 14 exons. Gene Ontology annotation, biological process: lipid catabolic process; arachidonate secretion; phospholipid metabolic process. The record is from RefSeq and is a predicted model, not a curated record. The coding region runs from base 1 to 1593 and encodes 530 amino acids. Gene Ontology annotation, molecular function: phospholipid binding; calcium ion binding.
AUGGUGACCAUCAAGAAGAUUCUUAUGCCUUGCGUCAGGACUGGAAACGGCUUCCAGGCUGUACCUGAGACAGGUGGCCAUGCUCUGGACACCCCACACCUGCCCCCGGAGCUGCCUCCAGGACUCCCAGCAAAUCUCAAUAUCACGUUCUUCAAUGGGAUAUUUAAAAAUGUGGAAAAUAUUGCUGAAAUUUUUGACUGUCUGGGCCCCCACUUCACCUGGCUGCAGGCUGUCUUCACCAACUUCCCUGCUCUGCUCCAGUUUGUGCGGGGGAUGAAAUGCGUGGCUGGCCUCUGCCCCCGGGACCUAGAAGACUAUGGCUGCGCCUGCAGGUUUGAGAUGGAGGGACUGCCCGUGGAUGAGACCGACAGCUGCUGCUUCCAGCACCGCAGGUGCUACGAGGAGGCAGCUGACGUGGACUGUCUGCAGGAUGCCGCCUCGCUUCCCACCGACGUGGACUGUGCCAGCGGGAGCGUCACCUGUGAGUCCCAGCACGCGUGUGAGCGCCGCCUGUGUGCCUGUGACAAGGCCGCCAUCGAGUGCUUGGCUGCCGCCAGCAUCAAUGCCUCCCUCAACCGCCUGGACGCCUCUCUCUGUCUGGCUCAGACUCCAGAGCCGACCAGCAAGAAAGAGCUGACCACACUUCCACCCAGAGGGGUCCCUGAGGAACCCGCGGACCCCAGCCUGAUGGCCCUCUCAGGAGAAGUGGCUGCGGAGACCAGGCCUGACAGACCCACCUGGAGGACAAGAGCAGAGCCAGGCCGAGGUCCAGAAGUCACGGAAGCUGCUGGAGCCACCUCCCCUCCGGGGUCUGCCGAGAUUGCUGUCACACCUAAGGAUGUCACCAUGGUCCCUGCUGGUGUUAAAGCUUUGGGGUUGGAUGUGCCAUCCCUCAAAAGUGGGCCUGAGGAGACAAAGGGACAAGCCUGUGACAGACUUACCUUCCUGCACCUGGGAAGUGGGGCGCACACACAGGGGAUGCUACAGCUUGGAGAGAUGCUCUUCUGCCUGACGUCCCGUUGCCCGGAGGAGUUUGAAUCGCAUGGCUGCUACUGUGGACGAGAGGGACGAGGCGACCCCAGGGAUGACCUGGACAGGUGCUGUCUGUCCCAUCACUGCUGUCUGGAGCAACUGAAGAGGCUGGGCUGUCUGCUGGAGGGGCCUCCUCGGUCACGGGCGGCGUGUGUGGACCAUGUGCCCAAGUGUGUGGGGCAGAGCCUCUGCGAGAAGCUGCUGUGUGGCUGUGACCAGACGGCAGCCGAGUGCAUGGCCGUGGCCUCCUUUAACCAAAGCCUCAAGUCCCCAGGUCACCAGGAGUGCCAGGGCCACCAUGUCCCCUGUGAGAACACCACGCCUGCAGGACCUCCAGCCUCUUCCCUGGGCUCCAGCUCCGAGGAGAACAGCGAGGAGGCCAUGCCCCCUGAGGAGGGCCUGAGAAGAACCAGGAGAUCUGUGAGGAGGUCACUUGGCCCCGUGGGUACCAGGCCACUCCAUGGUAGACAGCUUCCUGUCGGCAAGCGGGCACCCACACAGCCCUGCACCGUUUCCUUCACCUCGGGGGGACUCGGUCUCAGGUGUCCAGUGGGACAAUAG